Peronospora matthiolae is the source of this 10362-nucleotide messenger RNA. The record is from the annotation of a GenBank genome assembly. NCBI's taxonomy places the organism in Eukaryota, Oomycota, Peronosporomycetes, Peronosporales, Peronosporaceae.
AUGAGACGAUUGAGGGAGGUGCCAACCUUCAAGAAGACGCCCGAGACGACGGAGGUGGAUGAGACGGAGGAGACCACGACGUUCACGACGGAGACGUAUGAGACGAUUGAGGAGGUGCCAACCUUCAAAAAGACGCCCGAGACGACGGAGGUGGAUGAGACGGAGGAGACCACGACGUUCACGACGGAGACGUAUGAGACGAUUGAGGAGGUGCCAACCUUCAAAAAGACGCCCGAGACGACGGAGGUGGAUGAGACGGAGGAGACCACGACGUUCACGACGGAGACGUAUGAGACGAUUGAGGAGACGUAUGAGACGAUUGAGGAGGUGCCAACCUUCAAGAAGACGCCCGAGACGACGGAGGUGGAUGAGACGGAGGAGACCACGACGUUCACGACGGAGACGUAUGAGACGAUUGAGGAGGUGCCAACCUUCAAGAAGACGCCCGAGACGACGGAGGUGGAUGAGACGGAGGAGACCACGACGUUCACGACGGAGACGGUGGAUGAGACGGAGGAGACCACGACGUUCACGACGGAGACGUAUGAGACGAUUGAGGAGGUGCCAACCUUCAAGAAGACGCCCGAGACGACGGAGGUGGAUGAGACGGAGGAGACCACGACGACGUUCACGACGGAGACGUAUGAGACGAUUGAGGAGGAGACCACGACGUUCACGACGGAGACGUAUGAGACGAUUGAGGAGGUGCCAACCUUCAAGAAGACGCCCGAGACGACGGAGGUGGAUGAGACGGAGGAGACCACGACGUUCACGACGGAGACGUAUGAGACGAUUGAGGAGGUGCCAACCUUCAAGAAGACGCCCGAGACGACGGAGGUGGAUGAGACGGAGGAGACCACGACGUUCACGACGGAGACGUAUGAGACGAUUGAGGAGGUGCCAACCUUCAAGAAGACGCCCGAGACGACGGAGAAGACGCCCGAGACGACGGAGGUGGAUGAGACGGAGGAGACCACGACGUUCACGACGGAGACGUAUGAGACGAUUGAGGAGGUGCCAACCUUCAAGAAGACGCCCGAGACGACGGAGGUGGAUGAGACGGAGGAGACCACGACGUUCACGACGGAGACGUAUGAGACGAUUGAGGAGGAGACCACGACGUUCACGACGGAGACGUAUGAGACGAUUGAGGAGGUGCCAACCUUCAAGAAGACGCCCGAGACGACGGAGGUGGAUGAGACGGAGGAGACCACGACGUUCACGACGGAGACGUAUGAGACGAUUGAGGAGGUGCCAACCUUCAAGAAGACGCCCGAGACGACGGAGGUGGAUGAGACGGAGGAGACCACGACGUUCACGACGGAGACGUAUGAGACGAUUGAGGAGGUGCCAACCUUCAAGAAGACGCCCGAGACGACGGAGGUGGAUGAGACGGAGGAGACCACGACGUUCACGACGGAGACGUAUGAGACGAUUGAGGAGGAGACCACGACGUUCACGACGGAGACGUAUGAGACGAUUGAGGAGGUGCCAACCUUCAAGAAGACGCCCGAGACGACGGAGGUGGAUGAGACGGAGGAGACCACGACGUUCACGACGGAGACGUAUGAGACGAUUGAGGAGGUGCCAACCUUCAAGAAGACGCCCGAGACGACGGAGGUGGAUGAGACGGAGGAGACCACGACGUUCACGACGGAGACGUAUGAGACGAUUGAGGAGGUGCCAACCUUCAAGAAGACGCCCGAGACGACGGAGGUGCCAACCACCUUCAAGAAGACGCCCGAGACGACGGAGGUGGAUGAGACGGAGGAGACCACGACGUUCACGACGGAGACGUAUGAGACGAUUGAGGAGGUGCCAACCUUCAAGAAGACGCCCGAGACGACGGAGGUGGAUGAGACGGAGGAGACCACGACGUUCACGACGGAGACGUAUGAGACGAUUGAGGAGGUGCCAACCUUCAAGAAGACGCCCGAGACGACGGAGGUGGAUGAGACGGAGGAGACCACGACGUUCACGACGGAGACGUAUGAGACGAUUGAGGAGGUGCCAACCUUCAAGAAGACGCCCGAGACGACGGAGGUGGAUGAGACGGAGGAGACCACGACGUUCACGACGGAGACGUAUGAGACGAUUGAGGAGGUGCCAACCUUCAAGAAGACGCCCGAGACGACGGAGGUGGAUGAGACGGAGGAGACCACGACGUUCACGACGGAGACGUAUGAGACGAUUGAGGAGGUGCCAACCUUCAAGAAGACGCCCGAGACGACGGAGGUGGAUGAGACGGAGGAGACCACGACGUUCACGACGGAGACGUAUGAGACGAUUGAGGAGGUGCCAACCUUCAAGAAGACGCCCGAGACGACGGAGGUGGAUGAGACGGAGGAGACCACGACGUUCACGACGGAGACGUAUGAGACGAUUGAGGAGGUGCCAACCUUCAAGAAGACGCCCGAGACGACGGAGGUGGAUGAGACGGAGGAGACCACGACGUUCACGACGGAGACGUAUGAGACGAUUGAGGAGGUGCCAACCUUCAAGAAGACGCCCAAGACGACGGAGGUGGAUGAGACGGAGGAGACCACGACGUUCACGACGGAGACGUAUGAGACGAUUGAGAGGGUGCCAACCUUCAAGAAGACGCCCGAGACGACGGAGGUGGAUGAGACGGAGGAGACCACGACGUUCACGACGGAGACGUAUGAGACGAUUGAGGAGGUGCCAACCUUCAAGAAGACGCCCGAGACGACGGAGGUGGAUGAGACGGAGGAGACCACGACGUUCACGACGGAGACGUAUGAGACGAUUGAGGAGGUGCCAACCUUCAAGAAGACGCCCGAGACGACGGAGGUGGAUGAGACGGAGGAGACCACGACGUUCACGACGGAGACGUAUGAGACGAUUGAGGAGGUGCCAACCUUCAAGAAGACGCCCAAGACGACGGAGGUGGAUGAGACGGAGGAGACCACGACGUUCACGACGGAGACGUAUGAGACGAUUGAGGAGGUGCCAACCUUCAAGAAGACGCCCGAGACGACGGAGGUGCCAACCUUCAAGAAGACGCCCGAGACGACGGAGGUGGAUGAGACGGAGGAGACCACGACGUUCACGACGGAGACGUAUGAGACGAUUGAGGAGGUGCCAACCUUCAAGAAGACGCCCGAGACGACGGAGGUGCCAACCUUCAAGAAGACGCCCGAGACGACGGAGGUGGAUGAGACGGAGGAGACCACGACGUUCACGACGGAGACGUAUGAGACGAUUGAGGAGGUGCCAACCUUCAAGAAGACGCCCGAGACGACGGAGGUGGAUGAGACGGAGGAGACCACGACGUUCACGACGGAGACGUAUGAGACGAUUGAGGAGGAGGUGCCAACCUUCAAGAAGACGCCCGAGACGACGGAGGUGGAUGAGACGGAGGAGACCACGACGUUCACGACGGAGACGUAUGAGACGAUUGAGGAGGUGCCAACCUUCAAGAAGACGCCCGAGACGACGGAGGUGGAUGAGACGGAGGAGACCACGACGUUCACGACGGAGACGUAUGAGACGAUUGAGGAGGUGCCAACCUUCAAGAAGACGCCCGAGACGACGGAGGUGGAUGAGACGGAGGAGACCACGACGUUCACGACGGAGACGUAUGAGACGAUUGAGGAGGUGCCAACCUUCAAGAAGACGCCCGAGACGACGGAGGUGGAUGAGACGGAGGAGACCACGACGUUCACGACGGAGACGUAUGAGACGAUUGAGGAGGUGCCAACCUUCAAGAAGACGCCCGAGACGACGGAGGUGGAUGAGACGGAGGAGACCACGACGUUCACGACGGAGACGUAUGAGACGAUUGAGGAGGUGCCAACCUUCAAGAAGACGCCCGAGACGACGGAGGUGGAUGAGACGGAGGAGACCACGACGUUCACGACGGAGACGUAUGAGACGAUUGAGGAGGUGCCAACCUUCAAGAAGACGCCCGAGACGACGGAGGUGGAUGACACGGAGGAGACCACGACGUUCACGACGGAGACGUAUGAGACGAUUGAGGAGGUGCCAACCUUCAAGAAGACGCCCGAGACGACGGAGGUGGAUGAGACGGAGGAGACAACGACGUUCACGACGGAGACGUAUGAGACGUAUGAGGAGGUGCCAACCUUCAAGAAGACGCCCGAGACGACGGAGGUGGAUGAGACGGAGGAGACCACGACGUUCACGACGGAGACGUAUGAGACGAUUGAGGAGGUGCCAACCUUCAAGAAGACGCCCGAGACGACGGAGGUGGAUGAGACGGAGGAGACCACGACGUUCACGACGGAGACGUAUGAGACGUUUGAAGAGGUGCCAACCUUCAAGAAGACGCCCGAGACGACGGAGGUGGAUGAGACGGAGGAGACCACGACGUUCACGGCGGAGACGUAUGAGACGAUUGAGGAGGUGCCAACCUUCAAGAAGACGCCCGAGACGACGGAGGUGGAUGAGACGGAGGAGACCACGACGUUCACGACGGAGACGUAUGAGACGAUUGAGGAGGUGCCAACCUUCAAGAAGACGCCCGAGACGACGGAGGUGGAUGACACGGAGGAGACCACGACGUUCACGACGGAGACGUAUGAGACGAUUGAGGAGGUGCCAACCUUCAAGAAGACGCCCAAGACGACGGAGGUGGAUGAGACGGAGGAGACCACGACGUUCACGACGGAGACGUAUGAGACGAUUGAGGAGGUGCCAACCUUCAAGAAGACGCCCGAGACGACGGAGGUGGAUGAGACGGAGGAGACAACGACGUUCACGACGGAGACGUAUGAGACGAUUGAGGAGGUGCCAACCUUCAAGAAGACGCCCGAGACGACGGAGGUGGAUGAGACGGAGGAGACCACGACGUUCACGACGGAGACGUAUGAGACGAUUGAGGAGGUGCCAACCUUCAAGAAGACGCCCGAGACGACGGAGGUGGAUGAGACGGAGGAGACCACGACGUUCACGACGGAGACGUAUGAGACGAUUGAGGAGGUGCCAACCUUCAAGAAGACGCCCAAGACGACGGAGGUGGAUGAGACGGAGGAGACCACGACGUUCACGACGGAGACGUAUGAGACGAUUGAGGAGGUGCCAACCUUCAAAAAGACGCCCGAGACGACGGAGGUGGAUGAGACGGAGGAGACCACGACGUUCACGACGGAGACGUAUGAGACGAUUGAGGAGGUGCCAACCUUCAAAAAGACGCCCGAGACGACGGAGGUGGAUGAGACGGAGGAGACCACGACGUUCACGACGGAGACGUAUGAGACGUAUGAGGAGGUGCCAACCUUCAAGAAGACGCCCGAGACGACGGAGGUGGAUGAGACGGAGGAGACCACGACGUUCACGACGGAGACGUAUGAGACGAUUGAGGAGGUGCCAACCUUCAAGAAGACGCCCGAGACGACGGAGGUGGAUGAGACGGAGGAGACCACGACGUUCACGACGGAGACGUAUGAGACGUUUGAAGAGGUGCCAACCUUCAAGAAGACGCCCGAGACGACGGAGGUGGAUGAGACGGAGGAGACCACGACGUUCACGGCGGAGACGUAUGAGACGAUUGAGGAGGUGCCAACCUUCAAGAAGACACCCGAGACGACGGAGGUGGAUGAGACGGAGGAGACCACGACGUUCACGGCGGAGACGUAUGAGACGAUUGAGGAGGUGCCAACCUUCAAGAAGACACCCGAGACGACGGAGGUGGAUGAGACGGAGGAGACCACGACGUUCACGACGGAGACGUAUGAGACGUUUGAAGAGGUGCCAACCUUCAAGAAGACGCCCGAGGCGACGGAGGUGGAUGAGACGGAGGAGACCACGACGUUCACGACGGAGACGUAUGAGACGUUUGAAGAGGUGCCAACCUUCAAGAAGACGCCCGAGACGACGGAGGUGGAUGAGACGGAGGAGACCACGACGUUCACGGCGGAGACGUAUGAGACGAUUGAGGAGGUGCCAACCUUCAAGAAGACGCCCGAGACGACGGAGGUGGAUGACACGGAGAAGACCACGACGUUCACGACGGAGACGUAUGAGACGAUUGAGGAGGUGCCAACCUUCAAGAAGACCCCCGAGACGACGGAGGUGGAUGACACGGAGGAGACCACGACGUUCACGACGGAGACGUAUGAGACGAUUGAGGAGGUGCCAACCUUCAAGAAGACGCCCAAGACGACGGAGGUGGAUGAGACGGAGGAGACCACGACGUUCACGACGGAGACGUAUGAGACGAUUGAGGAGGUGCCAACCUUCAAGAAGACGCCCAAGACGACGGAGGUGGAUGAGACGGAGGAGACCACGACGUUCACGACGGAGACGUAUGAGACGAUUGAGGAGGUGCCAACCGUCAAGAAGACGCCCAAAACGACGGAGGUGGAUGAGACGGAGGAGACCACGACGUUCACGACGGAGACGUAUGAGACGAUUGAGGAGGUGCCAACCUUCAAGAAGACGCCCGAGACGACGGAGGUGGAUGAGACGGAGGAGACCACGACGUUCACGACGGAGACGUAUGAGACGUAUGAGGAGGUGCCAACCUUCAAGAAGACGCCCGAGACGACGGAGGUGGAUGAGACGGAGGAGACCACGACGUUCACGACGGAGACGUAUGAGACGUAUGAGGAGGUGCCAACCUUCAAGAAGACGCCCGAGGCGACGGAGGUGGAUGAGACGGAGGAGACCACGACGUUCACGACGGAGACGUAUGAGACGAUUGAGGAGGUGCCAACCUUCAAGAAGACGCCCGAGACGACGGAGGUGGAUGAGACGGAGGAGACCACGACGUUCACGACGGAGACGUAUGAGACGAUUGAGGAGGUGCCAACCUUCAAGAAGACGCCCGAGACGACGGAGGUGGAUGAGACGGAGGAGACAACGACGUUCACGACGGAGACGUAUGAGACGAUUGAGGAGGUGUUAACCUUCAAGAAGACGCCCGAGACGACGGAGGUGGAUGAGACGGAGGAGACCACGACGUUCACGACGGAGACGUAUGAGACGAUUGAGGAGGUGCCAACCGUCAAAAAGACGCCCGAGACGACGGAGGUGGAUGAGACGGAGGAGACCACGACGUUCACGACGGAGACGUAUGAGACGAUUGAGGAGGUGCCAACCUUCAAGAAGACGCCCGAGACGACGGAGGUGGAUGAGACGGAGGAGACCACGACGUUCACGACGGAGACGUAUGAGACGAUUGAGGAGGUGCCAACCUUCAAGAAGACGCCCAAGACGACGGAGGUGGAUGAGACGGAAGAGACCACGACGUUCACGACGGAGACGUAUGAGACGAUUGAGGAGGUGCCAACCUUCAAGAAGACGCCCGAGACGACGGAGGUGGAUGAGACGGAGGAGACCACGACGUUCACGACGGAGACGUAUGGGACGUAUGAGGAGGUGCCAACCUUCAAGAAUACGCCCGAGACGACGGAGGUGGAUGAAACGGAGGAGACCACGACGUUCACGACGGAGACGUAUGAGACGAUUGAGGAGGUGCCAACCGUCAAGAAGACGCCCACGACGAUCGAGGUGGAAACGACGACCGAAACGGAAUCCCCGGACGGCACGACGAGCACUACAGUGGCGACGGAGACCUGCGAAGAGACGGAGACGGAGGAGAGCAGCCUCCCAAUGACGCCCGCUACGGGUGGUACUGUUGUAAGUGUGACGGAGCAAGCUGACACUGUGCCAGGCAAGUCGGUGAAGACCGAGGUGUUCCGCUCGGAGAGACCGGACGGCAGCAUCGUGACCAAGACGGUCCGCACGACGACUUGCACCACGAAGCCUGCGGACGGCGAGCUCGUGACGACGAUCGAGGUGGAAACGACGACUGAAACGGAAUCCCCGGACGGCACGACGAGCACUACAGUGGCGACGGAGACCUGCAAAGAUGCGAAUGUGAAAACAAAGAUGCUACUAUUGGAGAAGGUGACCUCGUCCGAGACGCCUGAAGUUCUUGAAGGAGAGAAGUCUGUGACGCUCACGACUUGUUCGGCGUUUGACGAUGUGUCUUUAAUUAAUGAGGCGAAUACGUUGGGGGAGAUCGCGACAGAAUCGCUGAGUCACAGAGGUACCGUCGAUGCUGUCGUUGUUAGUAGCAUGUCUUCUACCGGUGAAUCGAUAACUAUCGGAAGGCCGCAAGCUUUUGGUGACUUCCAAACGGGCGCUAUCCGCCAGAAAAUGAAAAGGAAGAGCAAAGUGAUGUCAGCCCAGGAUACCGUUGGCUUGCCAGUAGAGACAUUUGAGGAGACACAAAGUACGCAUGUUGCUGCUGCUUGGGGGGAAGUCACCGGUAAUCUGCACACGGAAUAUGACCACGUGAGUAAAUGCACCCAGAUACUUAUGGUGCGCCACGGGCAUUCGCUCCGAUUGGCGUUCGAUGACAUAUCGUGCGUUGGGCAAGUAGAUGAACGAGCCAAGAAGUCAACUGUUGUGGUGAAACAUGCUACAGGAUUUGCGGAGUCAGGAGCGUUGACCGCGGUAGUUGGAGCCGGUCGAAUCGGCAAAUUUGCUCUUCUAAGUGCCUUAGCUGGAGAAGAGGAUCCGACGGUAGGCUCGAUAUUCCACAACGGAAUCGCAGCGAGUGCUGUAGUAAGACGCCGUGCUACAGGCUUCUGUUGGUUCGGUGAUGGGCAUUCCGACUGGUACGGAACGACUACAGUACGUGAAGCUCUGUGCUUCAGUGCCUAUCUUCGUCGAGGUGACGAUGUUCCCGACCUUCAGAAGCUCGAAACAAUUGAGUCUUGUCUUGAGCUCUUGGGAUUGUCAAAGAUCGCUGAACAGUACGUCAGCUCGUGCUCUGUGGUGGAGGCCCGUCUCGUCGCAAUUGGGGUGGAGCUUGCAUUUGCUCCAAGCAUACUCGUUUUGGAUGAACCUACGAGCGACCUCGAUACGAUUAGUGCGCAGAGAAUUAUCCACGUGCUCAAGCAAGUCGCAUGUACUGGUCGUACAGUCGUCUGCAGUAUCGCCGACUCAGCAUCUUCCGCUGAGCUUCGGGCAUUCGAUCGCCUCCUAUUGCUAUCGAGUGGUGGCGAGACAAUUUACCAUGGCGAAACUCGCUGUCUAGUGCCGUACCUCGAGGCUAUUCCCGGUGUAAAGAAAAUGGGCAGUAGUAAGUGCGUAACUGCAUGGGCGCUUGAGAGUGUGGGCGAGAAGCCCCCGGUAUCUCACAUGGCAACAAUGACGACGACCACCACAACAACCAGAGGAAGCAAGGGCCGCACAAACGCAAAGAAGAAACGGCAUUCACGCGCUGAAUCAUCGUGGACUGGCUCCGAGAUCGCAACCAUCGAAGAAACCAAGUUUGUGCAGCUGUUCAAGCGCAGUGAGUUCAAACAGACGCUGUCAACGCAAAUGCAGCAAGCAGGUUACUUGCAACCACACUCGAAAGAGUCGCAAGAAUCUACAGUGAUUGCAGCGUACAAGAGCGGAAAGCUGGGAUUGCGGGCAUCUUCGUUGCGCACGCAGAUGGCUUUCCUUGUUCGACGCGUGGUUCGCUCUUACUGGCGCAGCUUGCGCUUGGAUCGAACAGUGGCAAAGACGGCAUCAUCAUCACUGCACCGUUUUGGAGUGAUGGGAGUAGUGUUCCUGGGUUUUGCGUGGCUCUUACUCGCAACGAGGAGCACUGAGUAUGAUACGUUCGAUGGCGUGCACCAUGGGGUAUCACUCAUUGCAUGGUCAACUCUGAUGCUUGGAGCGAGUUUCACACUCGGUGCUGUCGCGAGGGCUUGUCACGAUAAUGCUUGGAGAGAGAAUGCGUGCUGGCACCGUGAGCAGGCGUGGCAAGCGUACCCUGCGGUGGCUUACCACGUCUCUUCCAGCAUUGUGGAACUCGUGUUCGUGCUCUUGAUCACGUUUGUGGCUGCGGUGUUGACGUUCACCCUGUUCGGGUUUUGGUCGAUCACGAGAAGUGGCACCUUCACACUUGCCUGGUUCACUCUCACAAUCUUUGCUCUUGGACAGAUGUACCUCGGUCAGUGGCUCGUACGGAUAGCUCCAAAUGGAGGCGUUGCUGCGGUGGCAGGUGUUGGCAUCAAUCUACUUCCGCUGUUGACGCUCUGGAGGGGCAGUGCUGUAAGCACGAUAAUGUCGCUGGUGGUAUCAGUAACUCCGCAACACUCGGCACUUCAGGUACUACAAGCACUUGUCUUUGGUGCUACUGCUGACUCUUGCGUCUACGACAACAACGACGUUGAUCAGUUUCCAUGCUGCGAGCUGCGAUUGAUAUCAUCGGGUGAACGUCGCCGCUACAGGGGGAAACUCACGGUGCACACAUACGUGGAGACCGAGUACGGUGCCCAACGCGAUGGUGUGGCGGUUCACCUUGUCAAGCUGGCAAUUUUCCUCGUUGUGCUUCGCUUCCUCGUGAUUAUGGCGUUGAAGAAGCGACAAGUGUGA